UCUUUGGUUCGAGGCAAAGAACCACUUGCUUUCGCACUUCUUCAGAAUUUAAAUUGAAAAAACAAAUCAGAACAAAACAAAAAACGAGUCGUUUUGGAAGGACUAUUGCUCAUUCGAUUUUAAAUACUAAUUUCAUAGUAAGUUGUUUUUGUUAUGUAAGGUAGCCUACGGCGUUAGGGUAAUAAGUUGAUAGCACUGCCAAACCUAUCUUCAUUUGCUGACAUAGUAAUAAUACCCAUGCGUUAGCCGAUCGCUAAAUCUCGCUUAAUUAUUUGUAGAAAUACUUUUGGACUCUUCUUUAUAUCGCUUAGCCUACAGGCUAAACAGCUGUAGCAGGUUAGGCUACUGGAUGGUCUCUGGGUGACCAGGUCGACUGACUGUGAAGCUGUUGUGAACCCAAACGGCUCUGUCAUGAUGGUGAGCUAUCUACUGCUGUCUGUUUACAUCUUCACCUUCAUACUGGGGGUCCCUGCCAACAUCUUCAUCUUCCGCACCUUCUGCAUCAAGCUACGUCACGAGCCGAUCCCUAUAGACGUCCUCCUGUUUAUCCUCUCAAUCUCUGACCUCAUCUUCCUCACCAUCCUGCCCCUGAAGAUGAAGGAGGCCGCAGACGACAUGGAGUGGAACAUGCCGUAUGUUCUGUGCCCAGUCUCCAACAUCAUCUUCUUCUCCGGCAUCUACACAAUCACAUUGCUCCUGACAGCGGUGGCUGUGGAACGCUAUGUUGCCAUGACUUUCCCUUUUAAACACACAGCGUGGCACAGGCACCGCUACGUUGUGAUACCAAGUGUCUUCUUUUGGCUGGUGUCCAUUGCCAACAUAAGCAUCAUUUACAUUGUGCCCAUCAUGCACUCAGACAAUGUGACCAGCACAGUCACUCCAGAGGUCCCCAGAAAACCCAUGAAGUGCCAUGAUUACCGAUACGAGCAGCAUACAAUUGUAAAAGCUGUGCACCUUGAACUCUUCCUGGUGCUCUUCCUCAUCCCUCUCCUAAUCUGUUGCUUCUGCUACAUCAACUUCCUUCGCAUUACGUUCCAGCUGCGCAACGUUCCCCGUAAGCGUCGUCUGAGGGCCGUGGGCCUGGUGGUGGUCACCUUCCUACUGUUUGCCAUCUGCUUUGCUCCAUACAACAUCUCCCACGUGGUGGGCUAUGUGCACGGUAGGGAGGAAGGUUGGAGAGACGUGGUACUCAUCUCCACCACGCUCACUGCAUGCCUAGACCUCAUGAUCUUCUACUUCUCCCCCACGAUGCGUCGGGCUGUCAGCUGCUGCUGGCAUGGUCUUGUGGAGAAGCUACCUAUCCAGCACUGCCCCCGAGCUCAAGCUGCCCCACCCCCCCAUAACUCCUGCAAGAACACAUACCAAGACACAUACUAGCUUAAUCUCACUAACCCUAACACUUUAAGGUAUUGUUAGUGAUACUGGAGAAAGAUUGUUGAACUUAACAAGCAAACAAAUGGACCCCUCCCUUACAGUGCUCUGUUUAUGCAUGUGCAUUAACGCCAGUUUAGUUAGUUUGUGAACGCCGAUAUGGCAGUUGUCUACAUAUAUCCCACCCUUUCCACGGCAAAACGUCGACAUGUGAAUACAUUGAGCCA
This is a messenger RNA of Alosa alosa (allis shad), 1598 nucleotides long. Its product is annotated as free fatty acid receptor 3-like. Lineage: Eukaryota; Metazoa; Chordata; Actinopteri; Clupeiformes; Clupeidae. The transcript has 2 exons. Gene Ontology annotation, molecular function: G protein-coupled receptor activity. Gene Ontology annotation, biological process: G protein-coupled receptor signaling pathway; cellular response to fatty acid. Gene Ontology annotation, cellular component: plasma membrane. Bases 412 to 1377 code for a protein of 321 amino acids. The record is from RefSeq and is a predicted model, not a curated record.